ACAGUUGGGCCCUGAGGAACUCUGCUGCCCUGAUUUCAUUAUUUGACCUCUCUAAUUACUGAGGUGGCUUAACCUAAUGAGAUAGAGGCGGAUAGGGUGUUUGUUAGGGAGCAGUCUCCACCCUCUACCAUCCGUUACCAUCUGUUGAGGAUCCUGAAGAGGCGAGGACUCAGGUUUGGAGAGCUCAGUCCGUCCCCAGAGGUCUACUCGCAUGGUCGCCUAAAAGACAGAAGAAUAGCUGUUCUCCCAAUCGUCUGCCCUCCACUCCAAUAGGGCAAGAUGGCGCGGGAUAUGUCCGAUAAGGACAUCCUGAAAAUGGAGAUUGAUCAGCUUCAGAAAGAGGUGAAGACCGCAAGAGAACCAGUAUCUAAAACAGCGAAGGAGCUGUGUGAUUUUGUUGAAACUCAGUCAGCUGAAGAUCCUCUCAUUAAAGGAGUGCCUGAAGAUAAGAACCCGUUUAAGGAGAAGGGUGGCUGUAUAAUAACCUAGCACAGGCUGUGCUCUGGCUCUCUGUAUAAUAUCACACAAUAUGGGGACUUUUUUUUUUGCAUUAACCUUUUUACACAAAGACCCCAAAGUCUGCUCCAGCUGCGAUCAUCUCCCCCCGGCUCCAGUCAGUCAGAGGAACAGCCGUUCCUACAGCUCUGUUAUACACUGUUGUAUACUGUGUAAGGCCACCUCAGAGAAGUAGAAUGUAAAUAAAAGUAUGAAUGCUGUAAUAAAGUAGCCUGACUCAG
Messenger RNA from Astyanax mexicanus (Mexican tetra), 737 nucleotides. It is a transcript of the gene gngt2a, whose product is annotated as guanine nucleotide binding protein (G protein), gamma transducing activity polypeptide 2a. Gene Ontology annotation, biological process: G protein-coupled receptor signaling pathway. Gene Ontology annotation, molecular function: G-protein beta-subunit binding. Gene Ontology annotation, cellular component: heterotrimeric G-protein complex. NCBI's taxonomy places the organism in Eukaryota, Metazoa, Chordata, Actinopteri, Characiformes, Acestrorhamphidae. The coding region runs from base 280 to 489 and encodes 69 amino acids. The transcript has 3 exons. The record is from RefSeq and is a predicted model, not a curated record.